GCACCAGCUCAGCUGAACAGCUAGUGCAACGUAUCAUUCAACAAGCCUCUAUGGCCACGAAAAGAAGGCCUAUGACUCGGCCAAGAGCCAUCGCUGUAGCCAGCGGGGAAGUGCUGCAUUUGAGGCAAGUUGUUGACUUAUAAGAAGGUUUCUAGGAACCACUUACAUAUCAACUUAAUUCCUCAACGCCACAUGCGCAUCGCCGUCCUUGACGAGUCCAGCAUCUUUGGGAUAAAUCCGCCAGGUCAUCGUAGAUAAAUGCGGCAUCAGGCACAAUGAACCUGCGCGGCCUUUUCCAGGCACUGAUGCUGUGCUGCGAAUCAGUUACAGCGGAAUUCCCGAGCCUUCCAGCGUCCGGUCCAUCGCAAAGCGUCAUUCCAUCAUGGCAUAUUCAGUCCUCUUCUCAAACAAGCAAGAAUCUCUCCGUCUUAUCCAAACCCAGAGCCGACGUCUCCUCAUGGCACCACGUCAGCAACUCGAAAUGUACAUUAAUGGGCUGCCUGAUCGAGGCGGGGGUCUACGACGACAAGAUGCUCUUCUUCUCAGAUAACCUCUAUACCGCCGUGGACCGGAGCCAAUUUUCCGUUCCGUGGCUAUACCGUCACGAGUUCGCGCUCAGUCCGAGGAAAGGACAGCACUAUUUUCUGGAGACGAAUGGGAUUACGUCGAAGGCGGAUGUGUUUUUCAAUGGUCACCAGAUCGCUAACCGGACGGUUCAGGCGGGGGCGUAUGCAGGACACAGGUUCGAAGUUACGAAGUUGGUGGAGAAGGAGAAUGCGGUCUUGGUCCGGGUCUAUCCGACAGAUUAUGAUCAUGACUUUGCGCUGGGGUUCGUGGAUUGGAAUCCGUAUCCGCCGGACAAUGGGACGGGUGUGUGGCGCGAUGUGCUCGUUAAGCGGACGGGUCCUGUGGCACUGGCGCCACUGAGUGUGGUUACUGACUUUGAGCUGCCGGUGGACAAGGGGGGUGCUACGGUGAUGCUUAAGGCGGCUAUACAGAACUUAGAGGAUCACCACGUGACAGUUGUUCUCGAGGGUAAGGUGUCUAAUGAAGCAGGGGGAAGGCCAGAGGUCAAGAGGCAGGUUGUUAGACUCGGCACAAGGCAGUCUCUCAAUGUCAGCAUUACGACAACCUUGGAUAAACCGGCGAUUUGGUGGCCCAAAGCCUGGGGCGAACAGCCGUUAUAUGAUGCUCAGCUCUCUGUUCUCGUGGACAACACCGUGUCAGAUAUUGCGAAGCGGACUUUCGGCAUCCGCCAGGUAACCUCGAAGUUGAACGAGUACAACGACACCCUCUUCAGCAUCAACGGCCACCCCUUCCAGGUCAUCGGCGGCGGCUACUCCGCCGACGUGUUUCUCCGCUGGGACAGCGCCAAAUUCACAGCUCAGGCCCAGUACAUGCUCGACCUGGGCCACAACACGGUCCGGCUCGAGGGCAAAAUGGAACAUCCCGAGCUGUACGACAUCGCAGACCGCAUGGGCCUCAUGGUGAUGGCCGGCUGGGAGUGCUGCAACAAGUGGGAGGCGUGGACGUAUAAUGAUAAUCUCGCCGUCAAGGACGAGUGGGACCAGAGCGAUUACGGUAUCGCAAACGCGAGUAUGCGGCACGAGGCGGCCAUGAUACAGAGCCAUCCGAGUAUGCUCGCGUUCCUGGUGGGGAGCGAUUAUUGGCCCGAUGAUCAGGCGGCGGGGAUGUAUGUCAAAGCAUUCGAAGAAGUGCAUUGGCAGAAUCCAAUCGUCGCCUCGGCGUCCAAGCAAGGGCAUCCCGAGAUUCUGGCGCCGUCAGGUAUGAAGAUGGCAGGCCCUUACGACUGGGUGCCGCCGAACUACUGGUACGAUACGAAUCCAGACGAAGACCGUCUAGGGGCAGCAUUCGGGCUCGGCUCCGAGCUGGGCGCCGGUGUGGGCACACCGGAGCUGAGCAGUCUGAAGAAGUUCUUGACGCCGGGGGAUAUGGAUGAUCUGUGGAAACAGCCGAACAAGGGGCUCUUUCACAUGUCUACCAACGUGUCCUCCUUUUACACACGUGAGAUCUACAAUGACGCGCUGUGGAAACGCUACGGCCCCCCCACGUCGCUCGGGGACUACCUCCUCAAGGCCCAGGUCCUCGACUACGAAGCCACUCGAGCUCAGUUCGAAGGGUACGCCGCGUUUUGGAACGCGGAGCAGCCUGCUACGGGGCUUAUUUAUUGGAUGCUGAAUAAUGCCUGGCCGAGCCUGCAUUGGAAUUUGUUUGAUUACUACCUCCAACCCGCGGGGUCAUACUUCGGCGCCAAAGUCGGCGGGAGGCUCGAGCAUGUGGCAUACGACUACGUACGUAGAGAUGUGUAUCUGAUCAACCACUCGCUCGACCGCAAGGGUCCCCGCACUAUCGAAGUCGAAGCCAUCGGGACCAACGGCAAAGUGAUCCUAAGUAAGACCGUCGCCGCGCCCACCGAGCCGAACAGAAGCAAAAGCGUGUACAAGCUCCCCACCCUAAGCUACUCAACAGACGUCAUCUUCCUCCGCUUACUGCUCUCCGACAACCAUCAAAACACACUCAGCCGGAACGUCUACUGGCUCCCCAAGACCCCCGACACCCUCGACUGGGACAACUCGACCUGGUACCACACUCCCGUUGCCAAGUAUUCCGACUUGACCUCUCUGUCGGAUCUCCCCACCGCCACGGUAUCCGUGAUGGUCGUCAAGCAGGGCGCUACCAGGGGGGUGGCCAAGGUGCUUCUUAAUAACAAGUCGUCGGUCCCGGCGUUUUUCUUGAGGAUUAGUCUUGUGGAUAGGACGACAGGGGAAGAUAUCGCGUCGGUGUUUUGGUCGGAUAAUUAUGUGACGCUGUGGCCGCAUGAGAGGAUGGAGAUUGAUGUUAGGUUUAAUGCCAAGUUGGCGUUCGGGGGCGAUGUUGAGUUGGGGUAUCGAGGGUGGAAUGUUGAGAUUGUGUAGGAGAUAUUGGUUGAUUCGUUUGGGUGUAUAUAUUAAGGCAGUGAAUGGAGGCUCCGAUCAAUAUUGUCGCCAACCAUGCGUGAGUUUGAAUGGGGGAGACAUGUAACCCAAGGAACAGUAAUUCAG
Pseudomassariella vexata is the source of this 3062-nucleotide messenger RNA. RefSeq names its product glycoside hydrolase family 2 protein. Lineage: Eukaryota; Fungi; Ascomycota; Sordariomycetes; Amphisphaeriales; Pseudomassariaceae. The coding region runs from base 276 to 2936 and encodes 886 amino acids. The record is from RefSeq and is a predicted model, not a curated record. Gene Ontology annotation, biological process: carbohydrate metabolic process. Gene Ontology annotation, molecular function: hydrolase activity, hydrolyzing O-glycosyl compounds. The transcript has a single exon.